This is a messenger RNA of Sclerotinia trifoliorum, 2329 nucleotides long. The record is from the annotation of a GenBank genome assembly. Lineage: Eukaryota; Fungi; Ascomycota; Leotiomycetes; Helotiales; Sclerotiniaceae.
CUGGCAAAGUCGUAAAGUACCAACGAGUCCAUAUCGCACAUCUCGUUCAUAUGAAUGCCUUGUUAUCCCACCCAGCCGACCUACAAAACGGCCCAUGCGACCACAUUGGUGACCUACUAAUGAUAGCAGAUACUUUUGCUAUUCCAAGGGCUGAGCAUCCAUUGCUUCUAAUCCUCUGCAUACUAACAAAAUGACGAAGAACUUUACAGGCAGAAGGGAGGGAAAUUCACAAGUUCGCAAGAUAUAUAAGUCGCACCAUCAUCAGCAUCAUCAUGGGAUUCAUACAUUCACGUCCCACGCAUUCUUACCUUUAUGUCGUCUCCAAUUCCGAACUUUCGCGAUCUUUACAUUGGCAAGACCAUGUAUGCAACACGUAGUGCUCAGCUCUACUCCCAUCAGUCCUUGAGUGGACACGCCUCUACUGGUGAUGGCGAUUCAGAUAACGAUGGCAAGCUUUCGACAUACUCCGAUGACGAUCAUGGAGACGAGGAACAAUAUGGAGAGGGCGGGGGAAUAGGAUCCCAAGAAUUUGACGUGUUCUCAGAAGAUGAGGAAUCAGACGAUGAGCCACUGCACACUGUGCUUGCUGUAGAUCAUUGCAGAUUAGUACGAUCAAGGAGACAGUCGAGCGAGCAAUCAAGCCCAUACUUCGCUUUCCAGGUUGGUGUUGCAGAAGUCGAAACCCGCAGCAUUCGAAUCGGCUCACUAAGGCAAGGAGGGGAAGAGAAGUGCUCGUGCGGAAUGGAGCCUUGCUUCCACAUAGCCAGACUCAAGUCUGCAAUGGGCAUAGCAGCCGAUGAUGAUUGUUUUGAAUGCCUGGAUGAACGUGGUAUGUCCAAUGUAUGCGACGAACUUGGGUGGAAUUACUCAGACGAACCAUACCUUUUUCCCGCACCACAAUGGACGCUCAAGAAUGAGAGAAUAAGGACAAGCACGACAUCACGCGGAAGAGAAUAUGACGUCAGAGAUAUGUUAUCAUUCUUUCACCCACAAGCCGUGGCGGACGAAUACCGAGAUAUCUUUGACUUUGCUGUACACAGCAACGAGGUCCUUGUGCCUUACAACCUUGAAGCGACUUUGUCCAGAUUGCUGACCCAAGAUGAUGUUAUUUUUCAUCGAUUUGAACAUCACAUCCCCAGAGAACGCCGUGAUAUCAUGUAUCUACACAAGAUGGAAGACAAGUUCAACGAAUCACUUCGGCAAUUGGAUGAAUAUUCAGCUUCUGGCAGUCUUUCAAACUGGAACGCGAUGACCCCAUCCGACAACGUUGCUUUUGAACAUAACGUACCAUGGUGUGCCCAAAGUCUCAUUCGAAUUAGUGAUUCAAUGAGUGAUAACUUGAGAUGGCGAGUCGGUAUGAGUGUACAUAAUCAAUUGCAAGCAGCUGCAACCCUGAUUCGAAUGCUGGAAGCUGUUCGUUCGCGCAAUGUCGAUGUAUAUGCGAAUCAUUCUUUUCGCCGCAACAGACCCCAUGGAGAGCAAUUGACCAAUCGAAAUCUUUACCUGAAUUUACUUGGUCCACAAUCCGAGAAUAUUCCAGGUAGAAGCAAUUUCAUUCUUGACGCCCUAGAAACCUUGCCUGGGAAUGUCGUUGCCGCCGGUGAUUUUAUGGAUCGUUUAGAUCGUCUCUGCGCCGAUUUUAGCAGUGUCGGUUUUGUUUCCCCAAGGCGACUAUAUGUGAAUAGGCUAGACCAGCUGGUGUCAAAGCUUAGAGCAAAUUAUGGACUUCCUUUAAUGUCGGUUUCGUCAUCCAUGCCAGCUACAGAGACCCUUUCUACGGACCUCGAGUCUUCCUACUCCCUUGGGUCAAGUUCUUAUGCCGUUGCCGGUCCGUCUCUCAGAGGUCCAAGCUCUUUGUCACGUACUAGACGAGGUUCUUCGACUCGUUCAGCAUUAGGAAAGCGAUCCGGCAGGUCUGGUAGUUCUACUGAUCGACGUGGAAAGCGCGCCAUGAGGUAAAGCUUGCCAGAUAAGACUGGUUUGCUGAAGGUGGUGGAGAGCGUAAUCUUCUUGUUUGUUCUAUUCUUAUCUUUUUGUACAUCAUCUCUUGGUCAGGUACCAUCAGAUUAAUUUUCUACUUACUGAUAUUUGUCACUGUAUUUUGGGAAAUGUUUAAAUAUUGUUUUAUACCAGGUACCAUUUGGCGUAUCAUGUUUGGAAGAUAUUCUUACUACACUAGAACGGGGCAUGGUAGAAGUCCUGAAAUGUGCUAUCGAUAUGCUUCAGAUUGUUUUAGCCCGCCCUAUGGUAGCGUUAUAAGGAAUAUACUUUAUCGUCCCAUCAAGAAUGUCUCAAGAAUUCAAGCAUUGAAUUAUCCUGAUUUAUCAUA